Triticum turgidum subsp. durum (durum wheat) is the source of this 411-nucleotide messenger RNA. The record is from the annotation of a GenBank genome assembly. NCBI's taxonomy places the organism in Eukaryota, Viridiplantae, Streptophyta, Magnoliopsida, Poales, Poaceae.
AUGGCGGCGCGGGGAACUGCAGGCGGCAGCACGGCGGUGGUCGUGGGCGUGCUGCUCGUCUGCGCGUUCCUCCAUGCGGGGGUGGCGGAGUCGGCGGAGUUCACCGUCGGCGACGGCGGCGGCUGGUCCGUCAACGCCGGCUCCUGGCCCAACGGCAAGCGCUUCAAGGGCCGCGACGUCCUUGUGUUCAAUUACGACCCGACGGCGCACAACGUGGUGGCCGUGUCAGCGGAGGGGUACCGGGCGUGCGCCGCGCCGAGCGGCGCCAAGGUGAACAAGUCCGGGGCCGACCGCGUCACGCUCGCCCUCGGCCCAAACUACUUCAUCUCCAGCGUCCCCGGCGACUGCCAGGCCGGGAUGAAGAUCACCGUCACCGCCGCCAAGCAGGGCCGCAUCGGCGGAGCGUCCUAA